Messenger RNA from Armigeres subalbatus, 1682 nucleotides. RefSeq names its product cytochrome P450 4C1-like. The transcript has 5 exons. Gene Ontology annotation, molecular function: heme binding; monooxygenase activity; iron ion binding. The record is from RefSeq and is a predicted model, not a curated record. NCBI's taxonomy places the organism in Eukaryota, Metazoa, Arthropoda, Insecta, Diptera, Culicidae. The coding region runs from base 90 to 1607 and encodes 505 amino acids.
GUAUGAUAUAUACACGGGAGGAAUUGAUCGUACUUUAUGAACGUACUCAUUACUUCCAUGAAAUGUUAUAAAUACGUUGAUCAAUCGAAAUGCAAGCAGAGAAGAGUCGUUCAAUUAAAAUGUGGUACGCAAUUUUGGUUAUCGGAGCGGUUUUAAGUAUCGCGAUAAUCUGGUCAAUAGUGCAGAAGAAUAGCUUCUCGAAGAACAUCGAUGUGUUACAACCGUGGUAUCCGAUAGUUGGUAAUAUGUUCAUGCUCAUAGGAAAGGAUGAUCUGCAAAAAUUUGAGAUCAUUUAUCGAGAAUGCAGUCGUGCAGAUAAACUGUUCCGAUUCUACAUGGGGCCCAAACCAAUGAUUUGCACUGGACAUCCCGACAUGGCCAAGCAAAUAUUAACCGACGCCAAUUGUUUCGAUAAACCGUACCUCUACGAUUUCUUAAUGUUGAAAAAUGGAGUAUUCGCAUCAAAAACACAUAUUUGGAAAGGCCAGAGAAGGGCGCUUUUACCUGCAUUUAAUACGAGAAUUUUAGCCAGUUUCUUGUCAAUUUUUAUCAACCGAUCCAAGAAUAUGAUAAGCAAACUGGAAUCGGUGGCAGUUACUGGAGAAACGUUUAACAUAUUAGAUCAUGCUACCUCUUGCACAUUACGAAUAGUCUGUGAAACGACAAUGGGCUUCGAUUCGAGCGCUUUUAAUAGUACUGAUGAAUUUGCUGCAAGUAUUGAACGUGCACUCUUUAUUGCAGCAAGAAGAAUGGUAAAGUAUCAUUAUCAUUUGAAUUUUAUUUACCGUUGGUCUAAGGACUAUCGCGAAGAGCAAAGUGUUCGUGAAUAUUUGGCAGAUCAAGUGAUGCAGGUCUACAAUAAUUCACACGACAGAUACUCGAAAGGUUUGAUGAAUAAUACUGCUGACGUUGAUGAGAAUCAAUGCUUUCGAAAGCCACAAAUUUUCAUCAACGAGUUAUUCACCAGCACCAUUCGGAAAUUCGAACGAGAGGAAAUAAUCGACAAUAUUCUGUCUAUGAUGAUUGCUGGAACGGACACUUCGGCCAACGCAAUAGCGUUCACCUUGCUGCAAUUGGCAAUGGACUCGCACUACCAGCAAAAGGUGUACGAAGAAAUCAUGCAAGUCUUUCCCGGAGAGGAACCCAACAUCUCCAUGGAGGGGUUGAGACAACUUCAACUUACGGAAAUGGUGCUGAAUGAGACCCUUCGUCUAUAUCCGGUGGCACCGAUAGUGUUGCGCGAAAACACGGCCAAAAUUACUUUAUGCGACCAGCUGCUGCCGAAGGGAAGCAUGUUAGCAAUCAACAUCUUCACCAUUCAUCGACGCAAAGACCAAUGGGGACCCGAUGCGGACUGCUUCAAUCCUGAGCGGUUUUCACCGGAAAAAUCUGCUGGAAGACACCCUUUUGCAUUUUUGGCAUUCAGUGGAGGAUCUAGGAAUUGUCUAGGAAUUCGUUAUGCAAUGAUAAGCAUGAAAAUAAUGCUGAUUUAUCUGAUGAAGAGCUUUCGUUUCAAAACCAAUAUUCGACAAGAAGACAUUCGCUUUCGAUUCGACGCAGUUUUGCGCAUAGAAGGAGGUCAUAUGAUACAAAUAGAGAAACGAUAGAAGCAGAAUAAUCAAUUUUUUUAAUGUACCUUCUUAUUUUCAAAUUCGGUUGCCAGUUUGCACUAAAUAAAGUUG